AUGCGUUUCUCCACCAUUCUGUCUCUCCUGCCUUUGGCCCUCUCCGUUGCGGCCAUCAACGUCACCGAGCCUGCCAAGGGUGCCGAUGUCGAUGUCUCCGGCUCUUUCACUGUGAAGUGGACUUCCGUUAACACCGACGCCUCCACCGUCGAUAUUGUUCUCGUCAACAAUGCCGUCUACCCCACCGUCUCUGAGAAGAUUGCCUCCGGCAUCGACACCUCCAAGGGCAGCUACACUGUCUCCGGCCUGAAGGAUGUCAGCAGCGGCUCCGGUUUCCAGAUCAACCUGCUCUCCACCGACGCUAAGAACACCGGCAUCCUCGCCCAGUCCGAGCAGUUCGAUGUGACCGAGGCCAAGAGCUCCUCCGCUACUACUACCGGUACAUCUUCCACUGUCUCUUCCACUGAAUCUUCCUCUUCUACUGCCUCUACCUCUGUUGUCUCUUCCGGUACUUCCACUGCUACCACUGAGACCGAUGCUUCCACUACUGGUACUUCCACCCCGGACGUGUCUAUCAAACCCUCUAUUCCCGGACCCCUUACUUCUGGCUCCCGUACUACUGGUCUCCCUGGCAAGAACAGCACUGACAUCUCUCUCCGUACAGCUACCGGUUCUUCUACUACCUCUACCGGAACUUCCACUGGCACCCAGUCCUCUACCGGCACUGCUACCGGCACCCGUCUGACUACCAGCGCUUCCUCCACCGGUACCGCUACCGGCUCUGCCGCUGCCUCCGCCACUGCCUCCACCGGUGCUGCUAUGGGUCUCGUUGCCCCCGGUGCCGCUGCUGGUCUUCUGGCCGGUGUCCUCGCUCUCCUUUAA
Penicillium expansum is the source of this 822-nucleotide messenger RNA. RefSeq names its product GPI anchored serine-threonine rich family protein. The transcript has 4 exons. NCBI's taxonomy places the organism in Eukaryota, Fungi, Ascomycota, Eurotiomycetes, Eurotiales, Aspergillaceae. The record is from RefSeq and is a predicted model, not a curated record. Bases 1 to 822 code for a protein of 273 amino acids.